AAUUGAUUAAGUGAAGCUGAGAACGACUCGGUUUCAGAACGCGCAUUACUACUUAGCAGUAUUGACGUAAAAUAUUUGUAUAGAUAGGAAUUACCGGAGUUACUAGUUCCUCUUCUUAAUUUGUGGAAUUAUCUAAGCCGCAAUAUUAUCUUUGAAUUACUAAAAAAAAAAAAAUUACUAAUAGAUCAAAAAGACAAAUUUGAGCAAAAUGUUGCUUAGAGGGUGUAAAUUAAUAAUAGAGAAAAGGCCUAUUACGAAGACACACUUUUCCAGACAGUUGAGCGUUUCUUUAUUACAAGAACCAGAAAAACCAUGCAUGAAGACGGAUAUUCCUGGACCUAAAACAAAAGAAUUAUUAAAAGAACUUUCAUCUUUGCAACAAGCAGAUUCUGUUCAACUUUUUGCUGAUUAUGAUAAGAGCAUCGGAAACUAUUUUGUGGAUGCAGAUGGUAAUACAUUCUUAGAUGCUUUCACUCAAAUAUCAUCUGUUCCUCUUGGAUACAAUCAUCCCGAAUUAUUAAAUGCUUUUGAAGAUAAACAUAAUCUGAUGGAGUUAAUUAACAGACCAGCCCUUGGAGUAUUUCCAGCAACACAAUGGCCCAACCGAUUAAAGAAUGUGCUUAUGCCUGUUGCACCUGCUGGUCUUAAGGGAAUUGCUACCAUGAUGUGUGGCUCAUGUUCCAAUGAAAAUGCUUAUAAAGCUGUUUUUAUGUGGUAUCGUACAAAACAGCGUGGUGGUAAAAUUGAUUUUACACCAGAAGAGAUGAGUUCUUGUAUGUUGAAUCAGCAACCAGGAGCACCAAAGAUGUCAAUACUCUCUUUUAAGGGUGGUUUUCAUGGUCGUACAUUCGGAGCUUUGUCUACAACAAGGUCUAAACCAAUUCACAAAUUGGAUUGUCCUGCAUUUGAUUGGCCAGUUGCUCCCUUUCCAAGAUAUAAAUAUCCACUUGACCAACACCAGAGUGAAAAUCAACAUGAAGAUGCCAAAUGUCUGGAACAAGUGGAAGAUGUGAUUGAAAAAUACAACAAAAAUGGAAAUCCAGUGGCUGGUAUGAUUGUUGAACCAAUCCAGUCGGAGGGUGGAGAUUAUGAGGCUUCACCAGAAUUCUUCCAAAAUUUACAGAAAAUUUGCCAUAAGAAAGGCGUUGCCCUAAUCAUUGAUGAAGUUCAGACUGGAUGUGGACCCACCGGAAAAAUGUGGUGCUAUGAACAUUUCAACUUGCCUACACCACCCGAUGUAGUUACUUUCAGCAAAAAAAUGCUCACAGGUGGAUUUUACUACAACACUGAUUUCAAGGCUCCACACGCUUAUCGCAUAUUUAACACGUGGAUGGGUGAUCCCGGAAAACUUAUCUUAUUGGAAAAAGUUCUCAACGUUAUGAAAAAACAAAAUUUACUCUCCGUCGUCAAUGAGAGUGGUAAAGUUUUAAAGGAGGGUCUUCAUCAGCUCGAAAAUGAGUUUCCCCAUCUUAUAAACAGUGUGAGAGGCCGGGGGACAUUUUUAUCUUUCAACGGUUCCUCUGCUGAAUGCAGGGACAAAAUUAAUACUGAUUUAAAGAAAAACGGUGUGCUGAGCGGUGUCUGUGGUGAAGUUGCUAUACGACUGCGACCAGCUCUUAUAUUUGAACCAAAACAUGCAGCUAUUUAUUUGGAUAUAUUGCGCAAGACAUUGAAACAUAAUUAAUGGAUCCAUGAUUUAAGGCUACCGAUAUCUUCAGUAUCAGUAUUACAAUAUACCCAUAGAGAUUAGACCAUUUAAAACGGAUAGCCUGUACAUCCCUACCAUAAGUAAUUCUUAUAUUCACUUAUUUUACUAGCUCUGCGCCCGCUACUGGAAGUUUUUCCCGCACAGUUCCCGUUCUUGAAGGAAUUUCGUGAUAAAUUAUUCCAUAACAUUUCUCAGACAUUGUCUUAAACAAUGUCUGUACAACAUUUCAUCCUAAUAGGUUCUGUGGUUUAGGCGUGAAGAAGAGACAGACAGAGUUAUUUUCGCAUUUAUAACAAUAUUGCAGUAGGGAUAUGCAGUAGAGUUGUAUAUUAUAUCAAGUACAACGGAAUAAUUCCAUUAGAUUUAAGAAGAAUAAUGUAUUAAUUUAAUAAUUAUGAAUACGCCUCGAAAUGUCUUCCAAUUUCAUAUCUAUACGUAAUACAAUAAAUGUCUACAAUCUCAA
Messenger RNA from Zerene cesonia (dogface butterfly), 2171 nucleotides. It is a transcript of the gene Gabat, whose product is annotated as 4-aminobutyrate aminotransferase, mitochondrial. NCBI's taxonomy places the organism in Eukaryota, Metazoa, Arthropoda, Insecta, Lepidoptera, Pieridae. Gene Ontology annotation, cellular component: mitochondrion. Bases 209 to 1684 code for a protein of 491 amino acids. Gene Ontology annotation, molecular function: pyridoxal phosphate binding. The transcript has 9 exons. Gene Ontology annotation, biological process: GABA catabolic process. The record is from RefSeq and is a predicted model, not a curated record.